ACUACGUAUGUCUAGUCACCGAUUACCUCGUCACACAAUGUUGGCCGAAGUAGGCUCAGGCUGGAAAAAGGUUCGAGGUGGCCAGACUGAAACAUGGCACGAAUGUAUGAAGUGUUUGACUGUUGGUUUGAGCCGUGUUGGGGUCAGCGGGACACGAGGAACCGCUAGUGGUUGUAGACCGACUGUAGGUGAUGACAUGGCUGGGAACCGAUGUUAGUGGUGCAGAUGUAUCCCCACACACAUAUUACCCUCAUCUUAACGAUGCUAUACCGAAUCUCACCAUUUUGUCCUUCUUCCUUUUUUUCUUCUCGUACCUUAUAUUUCUUUUGAUUGGGUUUUCUUAUCUUUAUCUUUCACCCCAUUGCGUUUCUACUUGAUGUACUGAUAUGAACUGUGUCAAGUUGGAAUGUUACGCAGUGAUGCCUUGUCCUAUGUUGAUAUUAAUGAUGACUAUUACUGUAUAUAUGUAUAUUUCGAAAAUCUUUCACUAAUCCCACUUUCUGCCUUCAUCUCUUCCAGUUACUUUUAACAUGGUUACAGCUGUUCAGCCAAUGUUUGGUCUAUUGAAACGACUCCAUUUACAUCCAAUGGAAAAUGCUCUAAAUGAAUUAAAUCCACAAACUUCACUGUUACAAUCAAUAAAAUUUAGAGCUCAACCAUUUCUAUUUCCUAAAAGUAAAUCUGAAGAGAUACAAGUUGUACAGGACAGUUGUACAGGACACAAAAGACAAUCAUCCUAUUUGCCCAACUCAGAUUUAAAGGCUGUCAAGCGUUCUCGUCGUACAACUAAACUGUCAGAUAAAGAAUUAAAUUAUCUAGAGGUGAAUGUGAAAAGUAAUUAUUAUGAAAGUCCAACCGCUUUACAGUAUACCACUUUGACUAAUGGUCUAACUCCAUCGAAUUUACAGCUUUUCUCAUCCUCCACAUCUAUUAGUUCGCCUAAUGUGUCUACAUCAAGUGUAUCAAAUAGUCGACGUAGUUUAAAUUCAUCUGAACAACCAUCAAUUCUUUCAUCUACUAAAGGAUUAUGCUCUUCUUCAAAUUUAUUACAAUCUACUAAUCAAUAUGAAUCACAAGUUACUGUUGUAUUUCAAAGUAAUUCUACUACAGAUAAUUGUCAAGAAAGUAUAUUCCUUAGUAAAAAUGAUUCAUUACCAGAUGAUGAAAAACAUUUGGAUAUCACAAAAAUCCAGUCACUACGUGAACCAACUUCAACACAGAUACGAUAUUUAACUCGUUCACAUAAUACUCAAAAGUGUACUGUAAGUUUACUCUCUCGACGAUGUGAUAAUUGUGAUGAUGAGAAAUCUAAUAUCAGAUUAAAAAACAAAGAAAAGGUUACAGUUGAAUCUAAAGCGCCUAUUGUUGAACCUUCAAUACAUAGAUUAUCAGAUGGUGAAAUUUCUACAAAACCACGUACUCGAAGAUCAACACAAUUUCUACAGUCAAAUUCACAGACUACUGAAUCUUUAUGCACUGAUCAAAAAUCUGCAUAUCUAACUUCUCAAUCAUACUAUUAUGCACCGAAUUUUGCUGCUCAUCGUCCACGUUGUCCAGAAAUCAGUCAACUUUAUGAAUCAGAACCGAGGGGAACACAAAGAAUACCAAAAUCUAAUAUCUUUAUCGAAGUUCCUAGUUGGCGUGUUAUACCUAUCCCUAUCACUGGAAAUAAUCUUGACUGUUCUUGUGGAAGGAAACAUUCUACAUUGUGUUCCAAAAAUCAACAAGCUAAUCAUAAGUUAACCGAUACAGACAAUCUGAAAUCGCAUAAUCUUCGUACUGUACGUUCCAGUUUACUGACAAAUAAUUCUAUGUGUACAAAUGGAAAUGAUACUGCUUCGACAUUAUCUAGAUUAAGAAGUCGAUCAGGAUGUUUGAAAACACAAAAAUCUCAUUCACAAACAAUUGGUGUUUUAUUCGAAGGGGAAGAAACAGAGGCAGAGAAUAUAUCUGAUGCAGCAUAUCUUGCUCGUCAUUCACGCUUAGAAGUGGAAGAAGCUCGUCGUGAACGUUUAUCCCGUCAGCGUACAGCUGAACAAGAGCUGAAACAACGCUUAGAAGAAAGAGAUCAAGCUAGCUGGCAUAAAAGGCAGUCUGGUCGUUUGGAUCGAUUGUUGAAGUUCCAGCCAGCUAAGCGAAUGCCAACCCACUUGAACUAUACAUUUAGAGAAGUUCAUCAAUUUCAUUUGGAAAAUUGCAUACCUGUGAUUGUAUUCGGUUGUCGUGUACCAUCAGCAUCAUUAAUACCAUUCACAAAGUCCAGUUAA
This is a messenger RNA of Heterobilharzia americana, 2267 nucleotides long. The record is from the annotation of a GenBank genome assembly. NCBI's taxonomy places the organism in Eukaryota, Metazoa, Platyhelminthes, Trematoda, Strigeidida, Schistosomatidae.